AUGCCUGCCGAGUUCCUUGCUACCAACCCCCCCCCCCUCUGGCUCACUCUCUACCACAUUGUUACCCGCCUCCCUGACUCUCUGCGCGCAGUCAGGGAUUCCUUUCUAGCUCGCUCCCCUACUGAGCUCACCAUUGCCCUCCUCGAGAAGGACCUACUUGCAGCUGAGGCGAGCAUCGUCGCCGUAGGUGCCUCUCGUGGCGAGCCCCGCACCCCCUUCUUUGAGGGGUGUUCCCCUUCCCCCCUUCUCCCCUCUGUCGCCUCUGCUGCUGCUGUCGACCUCCUUGGUGCUGAGAAGGUCGGGACCGCGUCUGCUCCGAGCGGGCGCCGCAGGAGCAAGGGGGGCAAGGGUGGAGGUGGUGGCGGGGGAGGCGGGGGUGGUGGCGGUGGGGGUGGAGGUGGGACUGGAGAGGCUAGUGGCGGCAGUGGGGGUGGUGACAGCAGCGGCGGGAGCAGUGGCAGGGGCGGAGGCGGCAGCGGAGGCGGAGGUGGUCGUGGCGGCGGCAGGGGUGGAGGUGGCCGAGGCGGUGGUGGUGGCGGUGGAGGCGCUGGCGGUGGCCAGAGCCAACAGCACGCCCCGUCGCUCCAGGAGGCACGUGAGUGGUACUCGCAACAGGGGGGGGCGGGUGGCUUUACCUGCACGUACGUCAUCCGCACUGGUGACCGCACUGGCCAGACGUGUGGGAGGCCGCACCCCACGCACCGCUGUUUCUCGCGCCUUACCGACGCUUGGCGCGCUCAGUUCCCUGGCGGCGCUGAGCUUCCCCGCUGGGGUGAUCUGGAGAGGAAGGGAGUUGAUAUCUGGGCCUUAGACUUUGAUGCUAUUCUCACUGCCAUGUAUGCGAUGUUUACUAGUGGAGAGGGUGCUCAGUACUUGCGUGUUCCGCCCGACCCGGGCAUUCUGACCAGUCCGGCUGCCGCUCUAGGUGCUAGUGAGUCUGCUGCCCCAGGUCCUGGUGAGGCUGCUGCUCUAGGUGCUCGUGAGUCGGUCCCCCCUGGUACUGAGUCGACUGCAGCACUUCACACCUUCACACUGGACUCUGGUGCUUCUCGCUGUUUCUUUCGUGACCGCACUGUCCUUGAGCCACUCACUCGGCCAGUUGCUGUCUCCCUCGCUGACCCCUCUGGGGGUCCGGUCAUUGCGACCUCCUCCACUGUCCUUCCUUGUCCUGCGGUCCCGUCAGGCACACUGUCAGGUCUCUACCUCCCCUCGUUCUCUACGAACUUGGUGGCAGGUCGUGCGCUCCAGGACGGGGGUGUUCACCAGUUCACCCCUGCAUACGAGCGCGUGACACACUGCACGUGUGCUCGGACGGGCCGCCACCUGGCUACCUUCACUCGAGAGCCGGGGUCGGACCUGUACACACUGACCACUGAGUCCCCUCAGGUAGCUGCGUCUGCGUCUGCGUCAGGUCAGCUGUCCGCCCCCUGCUCGUGUCGCUCUCUGGCGCAUGAGACUAUCCUCUGGCACCACCGCCUUGGUCACCCGUCUGUGCAGCGCCUUCGAGCCAUGCACAAACGGGACCUUGUUGCUGGUCUUCCCAGGGUUCUCCCUCCCCUCCCACCCUCGCCUGCUCCUCCCUGUCUUCCCUGUGUCGAGGGGCGGCAGCGCGCCGCUCCUCACUCCUCCUCCUUUCCCCCGACGACUGCUCCUUUGCAGACGCUCCACAUGGACGUGUGGGGCCCAGCCCGCGUCCGUGGUCAGGGUCAGGAGAGGUACUUCCUGAUUGUUGUUGACGACUUCUCGCGCUACACCACGGUCUUCCCCUUGCGCACCAAGGGUGACGUCCCUGAUGAGGGCAUUGAGCAGUCGUUCACGCUUCUGGCCUCUCCACAGCAGAACGGGGUUGCUGAGCGCCGCAUUGGCUUGGUCAUGGAGGUCGCUCGUACCUCCUUGGUUCAUGCGGCUGCCCCCCACUUUCUGUGGCCGUUUGCAGUCCGAUACGCUGCGCAUCAGCUCAACCUUUGGCCCCGUGUCUCCUUACCGGAGACUUCUCCGACACUGCGUUGGACGGGAGAGGCUGGCGAUGCGUCGCGUUUUUGGGUCUGGGGAUCCCGAGCUUUUGUUCGCGACACGUCCGCGGACAAGCUCUCCCGUCGCGCUGUCCCCUGUGUCUUCCUUGGCUUUGUCCCGGACGCGCCUGGUUGGCAGUUCUACCACGCCACCUCGCGUCGUGUCCUGGCCUCUCAGGACGUCACUUUUGACGAGUCCGUCCCCUACUACCGCCUCUUCCCCUACCGCACUGCCCCACUCCCCCCCCCGCCUCUCUUCCUGGCUCCAGGUGCUGAGGUACCAGACCCCCUCCCCCCUCAGGGUGCCGCUCCCUCAGGUGUGUCCCAGGUAGACCCGGGUGAGCCUGUCGAGGUAGCUGUUGACUCUCGUCCUGCUGGGGGUGCUGAGCCUGGGGGUGCUGAGCCUGGGGGUGCUGCGUCUGGGGGUGCUGAGCCUGGGGGUGCUGAGUCUGGAGGUGCGGAGCCUGGGGGUGCUGAGCCUGGGGGUAGUGAGCCUGACGGUGCUGAGUCUGGGGGUGCUGAGUCUGGGGGUACUGAGCCUGAGGGUGCUGAGUCUGGGGGUGCUGAGUCUGGGGGUACUACACCUGGAGGAGCCCUCUCCUCACAGCGGCUGCAGGAGCGUCUUCGGAGUGGUGCUCCUGGUGCUGCGGACCCGGACGUUGGAGCUGCUGCUGGUGCUGCGGACCCGACUGGUGGAGCUGCUGCUGGUGCUGAGGACCCGAGCGGUGGCGCGGCUACUGGUGCUGAGGACCCGAGCGGUGGCGCUACUGCUAGUGCUGAGGACCCGGACGUUGGAGCUGCUGCUGGUGCUGAGGACCCGGCUGGUGGAGUUCCUGCUGGUGCUGAGGACCCGGCUGGUGGAGUUCCUGCUGGUGCUGCGGACCCGGACGGUGGAGCUGCUGCUGGUACUGAGGACCCGAGCGGUGGAGCUGCUGCUGGUACUGAGGACCCGGGCGGUGGAGCUGCUACUGGUGCUGAGGACCCGGGCGCUGGUGUCUCUGCUCCUUCUGGAGACGCUACGCGGCCACGACCGAGGUCUUGCAGAGCGUCGUGA
Messenger RNA from Closterium sp. Yama58-4, 3066 nucleotides. NCBI's taxonomy places the organism in Eukaryota, Viridiplantae, Streptophyta, Zygnematophyceae, Desmidiales, Closteriaceae. The record is from the annotation of a GenBank genome assembly.